This is a messenger RNA of Geodia barretti, 579 nucleotides long. NCBI's taxonomy places the organism in Eukaryota, Metazoa, Porifera, Demospongiae, Tetractinellida, Geodiidae. The record is from the annotation of a GenBank genome assembly.
AUGAUGACGAGUUCCCAUGAACUGCACUACCUGACCAUUGCGGAGGCUGCGCCUUUGAUCCGCGAUGGUCACCUGUCUCCAGUCGAGUUGACGCAGGCAUAUCUUCAGAGAAUCGGGGAGAUCGACGGUCGUCUGGAUUCCUACGUCACUCUGUUACCCGAUCGAGCCCUGGAGCAGGCGCGGCAAGCGGAGGCUGAGAUUGCCGCCGGCAACUAUCGGGGGCCGCUGCACGGCAUUCCGAUUGCGCUGAAGGACUUGUAUGACACCGCCGGUAUCAGAACUACCGCCAUGUCCCGAGUUACUCCGGACCGAAUACCGCACGAGGAUGCAACUACGGUAGCCAAACUUUACGAAGCGGGUGUGGUGUUGUUGGGCAAGCUGGCGAUGCAUGAAUUCGCGCUGGGAGGCCCCGAUUUUUCGAGCCUGUUCCCGCCGGCGCGCAACCCAUGGAACACCGAGCACAUGCCAGCGGCAGCAGCAGCGGGUCCGGCGCCGCGGUGGCAGCAGGACUUUGCAUGGGUGCGCUCGGAUCGGACACCGGAGGCAGCAUUCGCGGGCCGGCUUCCAUGUGCGGGAUAG